UGAUCAACCUUUUUUUGGCUCACUGUGUGAAUCUGGGCCGGCGAUAUUCUACUUGUUUUAUAUAGGAUCUAGUACGCAAUUCAACCCCCAAAUGUAGGUUCUGGUACCGCGUACUAGACAACUCGGCCACAACUAAGCACUGAUACUAGACGCACUUGAUUUCGCAUGCCCAACUAGGAGAGGUUGGCUACAAUAUGUAACUUUUUGGGCGACCACAUCAAAUUCACAUAGAAAUGUGAGUUAUAUAUCUGUCAUUCUCGUUGAAGGCAAGUCUAAGAAGCGGUAGCCUAUAUUCUAUGUGCACUAUUUCUAUGCGUCUUGUUCUUAUAUGUAGUUUUAGCGUCUUUUACUAUCGGUUUGGUACACCAACUUCGAACAGCUGAAAAUGCAUUGUUUUUGGUUGUUGAAAAUAUAUAUCACAGCGGUUUAACUUUUGGAAUUCACAUGCCGACCAAUUGCAACUAUUUUCUAGCACUUGCAGCAGGUGGACGGACAGUCAUCGUGCACGUUCAUAGUUGCAUUUCGUUUUUUCUCGUGGGCUUACUGUGUUCCUGUGUAUUUCUGAGUUAAGGAACCUGAACCAGAAACACCGGACCGGAGAAUGACUUUAAAAACCAUUCGCAAUGGAAUCCAUAACAUUGACAAAUACAUCAAUAAGAUCUAUAACAUUAAAAAAGAACUCAACGUGGCUCUGGACUUGGAGGACAUGAUAGAAUGUGUCACUACGAAUGCAUUGAUGGUUACAAACUAGAAGCCCAGCCUGGUUACAAACCAUCCCCUCCCAAUGGAUGUGGGUCACCCCUGUUAGGAUUCCAGUUUGACAUCGGCAUCCCGUCCUUGACCAAGUGCUGUAACCAGCACGACCGUUGCUAUGACACCUGUAACCGUGAUAAACACGACUGUGACAAUGAGUUCCAGGAAUGCCUGGAGACCAUCUGUAGGAGAUUACAGAAGAUGUUGGGACUGGCCCAGAGUGUCCAAGUUGACAUCGACAACCCGACCUUGACCAAGUUCUGUGACCAGCACAACUGUUGCUAUGCCAUUUGUAACAGUGAUAAAGACGACUGUGACGAUGAGUUCCAGGAAUGCCUGGAGAGAGAUUUCUGUAGGAGAUUACAGAAGAUGUUGGGACUUGCCUAGAGUUUCCAAGGUAAAAUGGCACCUGGAUUGUGUUCAUUAGGGCAUGCAACAGAAAACGUUUUACAACGGAAUACGAAAAGGAGUGUUUCUUAUUGGAGAACUCCAGGUAGUUUGUCUGUUUUCUUCCGUGUGGUGCCUAAUGAACACAACCCUGAUUAAUGUAUUGACAUGCUCCCAGUGUCAAGCAUUCCUCAUAGUUAAUUCAAUAAUGUGUCCACAAUCUUGUAGCCUAGUUAAAUCAUACUGAAUGCAGCGCUCACCAUUGUCAAUUGUUUCACUUCACUGGUGAGUUCAGCAUUCAGUCUGGUUUAACCAGGCUAACAAUCUUGCUGGUGGGGAAGAUCAUACAACUCAUCCAUAUUACUAUGUGUAUUACCUCUUCUAUUACUUGUCAUUUUUUUAUUUGUCUCUUAUUAUUGAUAUUGAGUGUAACCAAUGUGAAAUGGCUAGCUAGUUAGCGGGGUGCGCGCUAAUAGCGUUUCAAUAGGAGACAUCACUCGCUCUGAAACCUUGAAGUAGUUGUUCCCCUUGCUCUGCAAGGGCCAUGGCUUUUAUGGAGCGAUGGGUAACGAUGCUUUGAGGGUGGCUGUUGUUGAUGUGUGCAGAGGGUCCCUGGUUCGAGCCCAGGAAGGGGAGAGGGACGGAAGCUAUACUGUUACACCAGCACACAAGCAUUUCACUGCACCUUUUAUACCUGCUGCAAACUGUAUACAUGACAAAUAACCUUUGAUUGUUAUUCAUUUUCUGUGUGUCUGUAUAGCAUGAUCUGCUUGUGUUUUUAGAGUGUGACAAUACUGCAACCCUGCUGUUUAAUGCUGUCAUGUGCAUGAGGUGUAAACCCUACAUUGACAGCCAGAAAGACUCCUGCAGUGCACACAUAGCUGACAUUUGACGUUUGUUGAGCUUGCCUCAUUCACAGGCAUACGCAAACAUGUAUUUUGUUUUUACAGUAUCCCUCUGCAUAAUGUCACACCCUGAAACAUGUUUUAUAUUAUACUGAACAAAAAUAUAAGUCGAUACCAUAAGUCACCUCCAACGUCGUUUUAGAGAAUUUGGCAUUAUGUCCAACCAGCCUCACAACCGCAGACCCCAUGUAACCACACCAGCCCAGGACCUCCACAUCCGGCUUCUUCACCUGCGGGAUCGUCUGAGACCUGCCACCCGGACA
Messenger RNA from Salmo salar (Atlantic salmon), 2308 nucleotides. Lineage: Eukaryota; Metazoa; Chordata; Actinopteri; Salmoniformes; Salmonidae. The record is from RefSeq and is a predicted model, not a curated record.